This is a messenger RNA of Aspergillus udagawae, 3564 nucleotides long. RefSeq names its product Pfs, NACHT and Ankyrin domain protein. Lineage: Eukaryota; Fungi; Ascomycota; Eurotiomycetes; Eurotiales; Aspergillaceae. Gene Ontology annotation, biological process: nucleoside metabolic process. Gene Ontology annotation, molecular function: protein binding; catalytic activity. The record is from RefSeq and is a predicted model, not a curated record. Bases 1 to 3564 code for a protein of 1187 amino acids. The transcript has 2 exons.
AUGGCAGCAGCUAGGGCUAUGCUGGAUGACGUCCACGAAGCCAUACCCAGGGAUGCAGAGGACAGCAAUACAUAUGUACUGGGAAGCAUCAAGCAGCACAAUAUCGUCAUUGCGUGCUUGCCAGCAGCCCAGUAUGGAACGAACAACGCGGCGAAUAUCAUAACAAACAUGAAGCGAACCUUCUCCGCAAUCCGCGCGGGCUUACUGGUCGGGAUUGGUGGCGGCGUGCCGAGCAAGGCUGAUGUGCGUUUAGGUGACGUUGUCGUUGGAACAAGGGUGAUGCAGUAUGAUCUUGGGAAAGUCGUUGGAAAUGGACAGCUCCGACGAACAGCGAUCCCUAGGAUUCCUCACCAUUUGCUUGGGACAGCUGUGUCCGCCCUGCGUUCGAAACAUGAGCUGAACCCCAGUCGAGUCCCAUCCAUCCUGCGGCUGAAGCUGGAAGGACACCCUGAAUACGGUCGCCCAAGCUCCCCGGACCGACUUUUCCACGCGACGUAUGAGCAUGAAUCUACAACGGGCAGCUGUGAUGGGUGUGACCAGUUGAAGCUGGUUCGACGAAGCCAACGUAUGCCGGACAAUAUAAUGAUUCAUUACGGCGCGAUCGCCUCAGGGAACACCGUCAUGAGAAGCGGCACUACCCGGGACAGUGUUGCUCGAGAAUUGGAUGUCAUAUGUUUCGAAAUGGAGGCUGCUGGUCUGAUGGACAUUCUCCCUUGUCUCCCAAUUCGGGGAAUAUGUGAUUACUCAGAUUCUCACAAGAGCAAGGAAUGGCAGAGGUAUGCUGCAGCAACCGCGGCCGCAUACGCUAGGGAAUUGCUCGAAGAGCUACCUGUGGCGAAAGCGCAUGCAAAAUUUACCUGCAUGCCCAAUCCUCAUCAACGUUCAUUGCACGAACAUCGGCAGCGCUUGCUGGAUUCCCUCAGGUUCGAGCAAAUGGAUUCUCGGAAAUCAACUGUCAGAACAGCCCUCGCCAAAACAUGUCAAUGGUUUCUCAGCCACCCUGACUACCAAGCAUGGCUUAAUCCUGAAAAACUAACACAGCAUCAUGGCUUUUUGUGGAUCAGUGGCAAGCCUGGCGCGGGCAAGUCGACAAUAAUGAAGUUCGCAUACUCGCGUAUGAAAAGCAAAUCUCGCAACAAGCAUGCUAUCACUGCUUCCUUUUUCUUCAACGCUCGAGGCGAAUAUCUGGAAAAGUCGAUCUCAGGGAUGUACCGAUCAUUGCUGCUGCAGCUGCUUGAAGGGUACCCUGAUCUCCAGGCAGUUUUAGAUGAUUCUGACAUCAAUUCUCAGACUCAGAAUGGAUGCCCUUCCUUGGACGUUCUUAAGAGCCUGUUUCACAGUGCAGUUUCCGCCCUCGGCCAACGCUCCUUUACGUGCUUCGUCGAUGCUCUCGACGAGUGUGAUGAACAACAAGUUGUGGACAUGGUCCAAUACUUCGAAGACAUGGCAGAACAAUCCACAAAUAACGGCAUCCUGCUCCGCAUCUGUUUUUCCAGUCGGCAUUAUCCCUAUAUAGCUAUUCGACGGGGAAUGCGACUUACACUGGAGGAUCAGAUAGGUCAUGGCGAAGACCUGGCAACCUAUGUCGCAAGCCGCCUCCAAAUCGAGGACCCUGUAAUUCUCGAAGACCUGCAAACUCAACUUCUCAGGAAAGCGGCAGGUGUUUUCAUGUGGCUUGUGUUAGUCGUUGAUAUCCUGAACAAGGAAUAUCGGCAUAAUGGACUGGCUUUGAGAAAGAGACUCGCGGAACUACCGAGUGAUUUGAGCGAGCUGUUCAAGGACAUCCUGAGACGCGACAAGGAGAAUAUGGCGGGUCUCCGUCUUUGCAUCCUUUGGAUUCUCCUUGCAAAACGGCCCUUGCAACCGCAGGAGUUCUACCAUGCGCUCUGGUCUGGUUUGGCACUAGAAGGCGAGGCUGAUGAGCAAAUUCCUGAUGUCGGCGUCCCAGGUGCCUCAGACAGCCUUAACAGAUUUAACAGAUGUGUUAUCAGCAGCUCAAAAGGUCUUGCUGAGGUCACAAAAUCUAAGCAGCCAACAGUUCAAUUCAUCCAUGAAUCCGUCCGAGACUUCCUCGUCAAAGAAAGGGGUCUACAUGAAUUGUGGCCUGAUUUUGGAUUUGAGUGGGAGGGCUCAAGCCAUGAGACACUCAAAAAAUGUUGCGACUCAUACUUGAAUCAUACCUCAGUGCGUGCGUCUAACGUGUUUCCACACGGACAUAACCUACUACCAGAAAUUUCAAAUGAGUACCCGUUUUUGGAGUAUGCUGGUCGACAUGUUCUCUAUCACGCUAACGCUGCGGCCCGAGCAGUUCCUCAAGAUGAGUUUUUAUCUUCUUUUCCCAUGUCCCACUGGAUCAGUGUCAACAAUCUUUUCGAAAAGUUCAAGGUUCGUGAAUACAGCUCGGAUGCGAGUCUCUUCUAUAUCCUCGCAGACAAAGGAUUCCCGGAGCUCAUCCGCACAAGACUCAAAAAGGAUCCGUAUAUUCAUAUUUGCGGAGAGAGAUACGGUUACCCACUCUUUGCCGCUUUGGCCAACGGUGACAAAGAUGUUGUUGCUGCUGUUCUGAAAUCACCGUCAAGUGCGUGCAGUGAAGUUGAUACAGAUGGUCUGAACUACAGGAAAGACUUGAAACAGUACUCAAAACGAACACCACUAUCCUGGGCUGCGCAGGAAGGUCGAAUAAGCAUUAUCAAGCUGCUUCUCCAGACGGAGACGACCGUGGAUGACAUGGAUGCGAAGGGCAGAACACCACUUUCACGGGCCUCAGAGAAUGGGCAUGAGGCGGUGGCAGAGCUGCUUAUUGGCAAUGGAGCAGAUGUCAAUGCCAGGGAUAAUAAAGGAUGGACUCCACUCUUACACGCCUUAGAGAAUGGGCAUGAGGCGGUGGCAGAGCUGGUUAUUGGCAAUGGUGCAGAUGUCCAUGUCCAUGAUCAUACUGGACGGACUCCACUCUUACACGCCUCAGAGAAGGGCUAUGAGGCGAUAUCAAAGCUACUCAUUGACAGGGGUGCAGAUGUCAAUGUCUAUGAUAAUACUAGACGGACUCCACUGUUAUAUGCCUCAUUAUAUGGCCAUAAGGAGGUAGCAAAGCUGCUCAUUGACAAGGGUGCAGAUGUUAAUGUCUAUGAUAAUACUAGACAGACACCACUCUUACAUGCCGCAGAGAAGGGCUAUGAGGUGAUAUCAAAGCUACUCAUUGACAAGGGUGCAGAUGUUAAUGUCUAUGAUAAUACUAGACAGACACCACUCUCACAUGCCUCAGAGAAGGGCUAUGAGGUGAUAUCAAAACUACUCAUUGACAAGGGUGCAGAUGUUAAUGUCUAUGAUACUACUAGAUGGACUCCACUGUUAUACGCCUCAUUAUAUGGCCAUAAGGAGGUAGCAAAGCUGCUUAUUGACAAGGGAGCAGAUGUCAAUGUCUGUGAUAAUAGUGGAUGGACUCCACUCUCGCGCGCCAUACAGAAGGGCCAUAAGAUGUUAGCCAAGCAGCUUAUUGAUAAGGGUGCAGAUGUUAACGCCAGCAACAAUAAGGGAUUCAACUGGGAUACUUUUCUAAACAGCUAA